Molecule: messenger RNA, 768 nt
Organism: Peniophora sp. CBMAI 1063
Lineage: Eukaryota; Fungi; Basidiomycota; Agaricomycetes; Russulales; Peniophoraceae
Source: the annotation of a GenBank genome assembly
AUGCCUGGUUUCUUCGCCUACGUCGCUGUCGUCGCCUCUCUCGCCGCAUCGGUCCACGCCACUCUUUACCCAAACCGCCCGGUCGCCAAUACUGUCUACCAAGCGGGCGAGGAGGCGACCAUUACCUGGAUUGACGACGGCUCGAGGCCGCACCUGAACGAGAUGCCCAAGCUGCAGCUUGACCUUUACGGGCCCGACGACAAAAUGCUGCAUACCUUGGAGAAGGAGCUGGACCCCACCAGCAAGCGGUGCGGUGUCAUGCUUUCGCGCGAGUUCCUCGGCAACGGCCAGAGCAGUUCGGGAUACUACCUUCGCUUCCAUGCACCAAAGCCACCUGUCGACAUCUACACCGCACGCUUCACGAUCACAACCGGCGCCGCAGCUCAGAGCCAGCCCGGUGGACCUCCCUACAACAACGCUGCGGCAUUCAACGCCACGAGCAACGCUUCCGCCGCAGGGUCAAAUGCAAUGAUCUCACCCGUCAUGCCCGCCGGCGGGCCUGUGCCACCCAACUCAUCUGCGGUCGCGCCGCCGCAGAACAUCGCCAUGGCACCCACGACGGCGCCCGCGGCCCCUGCGCCUGCCGCCGGCACGCUCACCAGUGCGACUGUCGUCCCGCACGCCACUAUGGGUACUGCGGGCUUAGGAGUUGCAAACGCUGCGAGCGGCUUGUUGAAGUUCGCGGGCGAGCUCGAUAUGGAGGCGAUCAAGUUUAGGCUGGUGUUCAUCUUGUGGCCAGCGCUCAUGGGGAUCACGCUCGCGCUCUAA